AUGAAUAUCUACAUUACUCAAACCUAUUAUCCUAAUAGUUGUAACUAUAGUUUAUUUUAUUGGUUGGAUGGUAAUACUACUAAGGUAAAAAGCAAGCACGAGAAUUCUACAUUUGAAAUGGAACUGACUGGUAUCCUAUAUGUUCGGCUGGAAAAUAAACUGAUUGGUUCUGGAAAAGUAUGUUUGGCUUUCACCACCACCUCAAAAGCAACAGAAUAUCUAGUCGAUGUUACAUGUGAGAAACUGAAUACGAAAACUGAAACAAUAACAUUCAUUCCAACCAGUUCAACAUCACCUACCACAACAUCUACUAGCACAGCAUCAACUAGUAUAACAUCAACUAGUACAACAUCAACUAGCACAACAUCGCCUCUUAAAACUUCUGACGUAUCUCGGACAGUAGACAGUAUUUCUAACAUAGAAACAGAUGAGAAAACAGAUGAUGAUGGAGAUAAAUUACUGUGUUGUAUAAUUGGAAUAUUAGUUAUCAUUCUUGUCAUUAUUAUCACUUGUAUCUCGUUAAGAAAAAGGAAUUGUCAGAAGAACAGAGACUCAGAGAAUCUAAACCAUGGUUCCACCAAUAUGGCGGUGUACAGUAGCCUUGAUGAUAAUCUGAAUGACUCGAGUCAGUACGGACAUAUUGUAAGACAACAAGAACAUGUUCCAGAACAACAAGAACAAGUUCCAGAUUCAA
Lottia gigantea (owl limpet) is the source of this 694-nucleotide messenger RNA. RefSeq lists its product as hypothetical. The transcript is spliced from 4 exons. The record is from RefSeq and is a predicted model, not a curated record. NCBI's taxonomy places the organism in Eukaryota, Metazoa, Mollusca, Gastropoda, Lottiidae. The annotation marks the transcript as partial.